AUGGCCAAUGGAAACGGGGUGGCCCCGCCACCUACCGCCGACGAGCCCUCCGACACAGAAAAAGCCCCUGUCGUGAGCUCCUCGACCAAGCGGCCAGCAGCUCCCUCACUGUGGAAGGCAUGGAAAUAUAUCUUCGAUUGGUACCCAAGCCACUAUUCAGAUGAGGAGCGCAGGCUUCUGCGCAAGCUGGACUGCUUCAUUAUGCCGCUGUGCUGUCUAAUGUUUUUCAUCAAAUGGCUUGAUCAAGGCAACACCAAUAACGCCUAUGUUUCGGGCAUGAAGGAGGAGCUCCACCUGAACGGGAACCAGUAUUCCCUGUUCGGGACAUUCUAUAAUAUAGGAUAUCUCCUCUUUGAGAUCCCAUCCAUGAUGCUGAUCUCUCGGCCGAGCCUGUCCCGCUACUAUCCACCGACCAUGGAGCUUCUCUGGGGAAUUGUGACCUUUUGCCAGGCACGCAUGCGCAACGAGCACGAUAUCUUUGGUAUCCGGUUUCUGCUGGGUGUGCUCGAGACCCCGGCGUCUUCGGGCAGCAUCUACAUUCUGACCUCAUGGUACCGCGCCGACGAGGUUUUUAAAAGAGCGGGAGUGUGGUACGUGAGUAGCAAUGCCGGCUCAAUGUUCGGAGGAUAUCUGCAAGCUGCCGCGUACACCAAUCUGAAUGGUGUCUUGGGUAUGGACGGCUGGCGCUGGUUGUUCAUCAUAGACGGUAUCAUUAGCGUUCCAAUUGCAAUUGCUGGGUUCUUCCUUUUCCCCGGCAUCCCGCAAAGCCCCCGAGUCUGGUGGCUCACCGAGCGGGACCAGCAACUUGCACGCGCCCGAAUGGGCGAUGAUGGCGUCAAGGAGAGCACGAAGAUAGGAAAGCGCAUGCUCAAGCGCGUGUUUACGCACUGGCAUUUCUACAUCGCUAUCACAACUUACAUCUGCUUUCAGUGUACCAGCUAUGUUGCCGGGCAAAUGGCCCUGUGGCUGAAAUAUGAGGCGGAACAACACGGCACUUACACCAUCCCGGAGAUCAACACAAUCCCAACUGGUGUACAGGGAGUCGCUAUAGUGACCGGCAUCCUUUCGACCUCUCUUUGCAUGGUCUACCCGAUCUGGACCACCUUUACGUUCGCAACCGCAGUUCUUCUCUUUUGCAAUGUCGUUCUUCUUGUGUGGGACAUUCCAGUGGGGCUUCAUUUCACGGCCUACUAUCUUUUGGGAAUGACAUCUUGCAUUACUCCAAUCCUGUUUCCUUGGGUUAACAUGAUCAUGAAGGACGACGCCGAAGCUAGAGCCUUCACGACGGGAGCGAUGAUGACCUGCGGUUGGAUCUUCUUCUCCUUCUACCCAAUCACGGCCUUCCCCGUUCUCGAGGCGCCCAAGUGGCGCAAGGGCUUUACCGUCAACACAGUUUUGACUGUCGUUUACUGGUGCCUGUUUAUGUUGGGACAGUACCUGUGGACGCGAGAGCUGAAGCGACGCCAAAGCCAGGAGGUUGUCGAUGGAGACAUGGUUGAGACAGAGAAGGAGGCCGAACUGGGCGCGUCAAGCAACCAUGUGGAAACCACAACCAAGGAUGAGAUUAAGGUAGAGAGAGUGUGA
Messenger RNA from Penicillium canescens, 1584 nucleotides. RefSeq lists its product as uncharacterized. Gene Ontology annotation, molecular function: transmembrane transporter activity. The record is from RefSeq and is a predicted model, not a curated record. Gene Ontology annotation, biological process: transmembrane transport. The coding region runs from base 1 to 1584 and encodes 527 amino acids. Gene Ontology annotation, cellular component: membrane. NCBI's taxonomy places the organism in Eukaryota, Fungi, Ascomycota, Eurotiomycetes, Eurotiales, Aspergillaceae. The transcript is spliced from 5 exons.